AGUCCCAUCAAAUGGGUUUGCGACUCUUAGCUGCACAACAGAAAGCUUUUCUACGAAUUGUUCGCUGCACUUCGUCAGCAACGCAGGCAAAGCAAACUCCUGAAACGGUCACUGCUACUGUAGUUCCGAAGAAAAUUCUGAAGGAGGAGAUUGAACAAUGCUACUCGAAGUUGGAUCUAACGUUCACAAAUACGAAAGAAGCGUUUAAGAGCAAAACAAACCACGAAUUACUACGAGGUUAUAUCGUUCUGCGACUAUGUGCUAUUGAAUCGCUUGUGAAGCAUAGCCAGAAGAUACUCGCCGUUAUUCGAGCAAUCCUAGGAAAAAGGCUAUUCAAAAGAGUGUUGAAAAGCACAUUCUAUGGGCAAUUCGUAGCUGGAGAGGAUCCCAAAGAGAUUGAGCCGGUGGUCGAACGACUGAAGCGAUUUGGUGUAAAAUCUAUACUAGAUUAUUCGGUGGAGGCAGAUAUAAGUACCGAAGACGCUACGAAAGCAGCAGAAAAAUCUAAAUCUGCUGCGGAAGUCUCGCCUGCGGCCUUCCAAAGCAGGGUGCACCCAAAAACGAUCAAAGAUACCCAUGAAAGAUACUCAGCACAUGAUGAAUUUGCCGAUCGACGAAAAGGUGUUGUUGGUGCUAGCUGGCGAACAACCACCGAUAAUGGUCGCUACAAAGACAUUGAACUGAGUAGUGACAGUAGGACCUACUUCUACGAAGGUGAGGAAGUAUGCGAUCGUAAUCGUGACAUCUUCAUGGGGACUGUUGACGCUGUUGCCGACGCCACCCGUGGUGAAGGCUUUGCUGCGAUCAAAGUGACAGCUCUCGGCAGGCCAGCACUUCUGUUGAAGUUAUCAGAAUGCAUAGAGCAAGCCCACAAUUUCUUCAAAACACUGACAGGAGCGGAUAAAAUUCAGUUCUCUCGACUCGGUGAAUUGGAAUUGUCGAAAAAGCUGCAGGAAUUUGGAGUGAAGGCAGAUUCCGAAGAAGUUCGCGAAUGGUUCAAGAGUGUCGACUUUGAUAAUGAUGGAUAUGUAGACUUCCAUGGCUGGGAUAAAAUUCUGGACAAUAAUGAGAAGCUUGGCAAUAUGUUCCAGGUCCUUGACCUCAAAACAGGACAGAUGGAGCCGUUGAUCCAAAAUCUGAGCGAAGAUGAGGAGAAAGAGUUUGCAAACAUGGUUCGUCGCCUGAUCACCAUUUCUGAGCAUUCCAUCAGCAAAGGUGUUCGUUUGAUGGUCGACGCUGAGCAAACCUAUUUCCAACCAGCCAUCUCUCGUCUUUGUAUAGAAUUGAUGAGGAGGUACAAUAAGGAAAAGGGCUACAUCUUCAACACCUACCAAGCUUAUUUGCGAGACACCAAAGAUGCGAUAGAACGUGAUCUACAGCUGGCUAGAAGAGAAGGUUGGCAUUUCGGUUUGAAGCUAGUAAGAGGUGCCUAUAUGGAGCAGGAACGUCAACGUGCGUCUGUUAUUGGCUAUCCAGACCCGGUAAAUCCUAACUAUGAGGCCACGUCUAAAAUGUACCACGACUGCCUGACUCGACUAGCUGAUGAACAUGAUAAACGAGGUAGAGGGACGGUUUCGGUGAUGAUUGCCAGUCAUAACGAAGAAACAGUAAGGUUUGCCGUCAACCUUAUGAGGGAACGGGGAAUUGCUCCGAGUGAAAAAAUAAUGUGUUUUGCUCAAUUGCUUGGAAUGUGUGAUCAUAUGUCUUUCUCCCUUGGACAAGCCGGAUAUUCAGUAUACAAAUAUGUACCAUAUGGUCCAGUAGAGGAGGUCUUACCGUAUCUCACUCGUAGAGCCACGGAAAACGGCAGUAUAUUGAAAAAAGCCACUCACGAGAGAGACCUACUACGAUCAGAGUUUUGGCGACGAAUGCGUCAUGGGCAACUCAUUCACCGAGUUCCAGCAUCUUAGGACAAUCAAGCUUAGAGUGCCUUAUAAAUUCGACGACUGCCUUCUAAGUGCUUUGCUGUUAGGGUUACCUAAGAUCAAAAAAAAUUAGGUUAGGGUUGAAAUACUUUUCGCUAGAAACACAGAUUUAGAAGCUAGACUAGAGCUGAAUUUUUUUUUUCGUGGUAAUCAAUCGAGCUCAGUGAUACACCGUUUCGCUAGAAAAACAGAUUUAGAAGCUAGACUAGAGAUUUGAAUUUUUUUCGUGGUAAUCAAUCGAGCUCGGUGAAACACCGUCUGUUGUUCACUUACGUUGAUAAGUGAUGCCUGUAGCGUUUCUUUCACACCAAAGUACUCAUCAACUUGCUUUUUCGCAUAACAUGCUCAUCUUUGUAUCGGUAUAAUUGUGACUGCACCGGUUCAUUCGAAAACGGUUUCUGAAUAAAUGUAUUCAAUAUC
Molecule: messenger RNA, 2345 nt
Organism: Cylicocyclus nassatus
Lineage: Eukaryota; Metazoa; Nematoda; Chromadorea; Rhabditida; Strongylidae
Source: the annotation of a GenBank genome assembly